Molecule: messenger RNA, 2631 nt
Organism: Colletotrichum truncatum
Lineage: Eukaryota; Fungi; Ascomycota; Sordariomycetes; Glomerellales; Glomerellaceae
Product: GTPase binding protein rid1
Biological process (GO): actin cytoskeleton organization
Molecular function (GO): actin binding; small GTPase binding
Source: RefSeq, a predicted model, not a curated record
AUGGGCUCCGCUGCUCAAGGGGACAACAAUGGAGGAGGAGGAGGAGGAGGAGGAGGAGGAGGAGGAGUCGAGGGUGCACGUCGCCCCAGGUCGUCGGUCCUAAAGAGCUUCAUCCACCGGCGUAACCAGUCCGAGGGCUCCGCGCUCUUCACCUCGCCGCCAUCCGUCCAGAUCACUACUACCACGACGACAACAACAACGACCUCCUCCUCUUCUUCUUCCCAGCACAUCCAAGCAGCCUACGACCGCCUCGAGGGCAGGAUGAUGCCGCCGCCUCCCCCCUCCCCCCUCCGCACCGAAGGCUUCGGUGGCGCCCUCGGCGAGCUCAACCAAAAUUCUCAACAGGACCCUGUGCUGCGGUCUCCCCGAAAGCUCCCAGACGACGACCGACGCGAUCGAUCACGCUCACCGACAAAAUCCACCUUCAGCACCAUGUCCCUCAAAAAUAUGGCCAAAGAGGCCCGCAAGUCCCGCGACGUGUCCCCCGAGAAGCCCAAGAAGACAAAGUCCAGCACGAACCUCGCCGGCUUCCUCUCGCGGCCCAAGUCGACCCUCUCCCUCCACAAGACCUCGUCAAAAGACAAGGAGGAGGAACAGAACCGCCGCAUGGCCAAGGACAAGGAGAACCGUACGCCGCCGAGCUCGACGUCCAGCGCAGACAUGUCUGCCAGUGCCGUUGGCGGACCUGCCCCUCCCAUCUACGCCCAGUUCUGCAGCCAGGACCUAGGGAGCAACGGUCUGCGUGGGAAGGCAUCAUUUGAUGCGGGCAGUGGACGGUACGGCAGCGAGGCUUCGUCAAACGACAUGACUGCUGCCAAGAAGCAGCGACCCAAAUCAUAUCAUCCAUCCUCCGCGAUAUCCAAGCACGAGUCCACGCAGGACUUACGCGGCGGUAGACCGCCUCCGGCUGGACGAGAGCCUUCCGCGUCCGAGAGGAUCACUAGUAAAGUCCAGCGGCCGAAGCUCUUCACAGCCUUUUCUGCCAUCGGGCCCCAGAAGACGACAAAAUCCAAGCAGUCCAUGGAUCCGCUGGAGCGACGCAUCGACCCCAAGGAAAUCGACACCCAUCUGGAGGCCAUGCUCGACCGGCGCAACAUCCCCGAGAACCAGCGCUACAAGAUGAGGAACCUCGCUGACACGAUCAAGAUGGAGUUCAUCCGGCAGGACUGGGCUGAGAUGGCGGCGAAAGAACAGGCCGGUAACGACGGCGUCAACGAACCCACGUCCGCCGUCACCUUGGGCGGCUCCGACAAGGAGGAGAACGGCCAACAGUCGAAGCGCAGCAGAGGCAGGAGUUUCACGCUGUCGCGAAAGAAGGACCAGUCGUCAAACUCGCCGACGAAAAAGUCCAAGGGCGAUUCGUCCUCGAUCGGCCGCCACUUCAGGAGCAAGUCCACAGAGAGCGUGACCAGCGAGCGGCCGACGUCCUCGGGCUCCAAUACGAGCAUCGGUAUUCUCGCCAAGAUCAAGUUUGGCCAGGGGCCAGGCGAUUACGUUUCCUACCUCCGCAAGGUGCAAAAGCCGGAACUCGUCGAGGUCGGGAAGCUUCACAAGCUACGUCUGCUGUUGCGAAACGAAACCGUUUCCUGGACCGAAGAUUUCAUCAAGCAGGGCGGCAUGGAGGAGAUUGUCGGACUGCUCAACCGCAUUCUCGCGGUCGAGUGGAGAGAGGAGCACGAAGAUGCCCUGCUCCACGAGAACCUGCUUUGUCUAAAAGCCCUCUGCACUACCGCAUUGGCACUACAAUACUUACACUCUAUACAUACAGACCUCUUGCCGAAGCUCCUGCAUAUGCUCUUCGACCCGGAGAAGAAGGGUCCCAGCGAAUUCACUACACGCAACAUUGUCACAUCAGUGCUAUUUACAUAUAUCGAGUCGGCACCGCCCGCAGAGCGCAUCAUCCGCGCCCAGACGGUGCUGCGGUACCUCCGCAACCCAGAGCCUAAGGAGGAGGACAGGCCGCUCGGCUUCGUGCUCGAGAUGCGUAAGGACCGGCCCUACACGGUCUGGAACAAGGAGGUGGUCAGCGUCACCAAGGAGGUCUUUUGGAUCUUUUUGCACCACCUCAACGUCAUCGCCCUGCCGUCCGAGAUGUCCACCAAGGGCGGCGCGCCGCUCGGCACCGUCACCAACGGCACCACGUUCGACCCGUACGCCUACAUGACGCGGCACUUCCCCUCGGAGCGGCCCCCCGUUCCCGCUGCGCCCUACGUCGGCGGCGUCGAGUGGGACGCGACCAACUACCUCGCCUCCCACCUCGACCUCAUGAACGCUAUUAUCGCGUGUACGCCCACCGCGGAACAACGCAACGCGCUGCGUCACGACCUGCGCAUCUCUGGCUGGGAAAAGGUCCUCGGCGGCAGCCUCCGGCUCUGCAAGGAGAAGUUUUACGGCUGCGUCCACGAGGCACUCCGCUGCUGGGUCGCCGCAGCCACGGAAGACGGCUGGGACGCGCGAGACGUGCGCUACGGCCCGCCCCCUGAAUCGCGGAGCACGAGUCCCGCCAAGAAGAGCCCCGCCAAGAAGCCCGCUGAGCCGGCGCCCCGGAUCGAGAUUCCCAAGUUGGACUUUGGUCUCGACCGACUGCCCGGCCGGACACCUGUCAAAGAGAGGGACGCCUGGCUGUCAUAA